Messenger RNA from Lactuca sativa (garden lettuce), 1845 nucleotides. RefSeq names its product 10-epi-juneol synthase. Gene Ontology annotation, biological process: diterpenoid biosynthetic process. Lineage: Eukaryota; Viridiplantae; Streptophyta; Magnoliopsida; Asterales; Asteraceae. Gene Ontology annotation, molecular function: magnesium ion binding; terpene synthase activity. The record is from RefSeq and is a predicted model, not a curated record.
AUAGUAUUACAGUCAUGAUACAUACAAGUUCACCCAAAACUAUAUCAACACCUUCAAGAAAUGGCCGCAAAUGAAUCUAAUACCACCCAGAAAGAAAACAGCAAAACUAGCACAGAUCCAGUGCGUCCUGUUGCCAACUUCCCUCCUCCUAUCUGGGAUGAUCGUUUAUUGUCGUUAACUGUUGACUAUUUGGUAAGAGAGUUGGAAGCAUACGCUAAAGCCAUUGACGAGCCAAAAGAAGAGCUGAGAAGAUUGAUAAUUAAUGUAAACAUGGAUUCAAAUGCGAAAUUAUGUUUGAUCAAUUCUGUCUACCGUCUUGGCUUGAGAUAUAUGUUUCGGGAAGAGAUUGAAUGUCAACUUGACAAACUUUUCAAGGAGCUGAACAUGGAAGAUUAUGAUCAAGCUGAUCUUCAUACAGUUUCGACCAACUUCCAAGUUUUCAGACAACAUGGUUAUAAAUUGUCUUGUGAUGUGUUUAACAAGUUCAAAGACCAUAGCUCAGGUAAAUUCAAGGAAUAUAUUACAGCUGAUGUGAGGGGCAUGUUAAGUUUUUAUGAAUCUACACAACUGAGAAUAAGAGGAGAAUCUAUUUUAGAUGAAGCUAUCGUCUUCACAGAAGCUCAUCUUGUAGAUGUUGUAGACACUCUUGAAGGUAAUCUUGCACGACAGGUGAGACAUGCAUUGAGGAGUUAUUUUCAUCGUGGGAUGCAUAUUGUAGAAGCAAGGUUAUAUUUCUCCAACUAUGAAAAAGAAUGUUCCACGUAUGAUUCACUAUCAAAGCUUGCAAAUACUCACGUCAACUACCUUCAGCAACUACACAAGGAAGAACUGCGCAUCUUCACAGAGUGGAUCAAGGACAUGGAUUUCAAGACUAUAACUCCUUAUGCAAGAGAUAGAACACCUGAAGUUUACUUAUGGGCAAUCGCUAUAUUUCCGGAGCCUGAUUACUCUCAAUCUAGAAUCGUACUAGCGAAAAUGGUUCAACUAAUUUUGGUGUUAGAUGACAUAUAUGAUGCAUAUGGUACUAUUGAAGAGCUUCGACUUUUAACUAGUGCCAUAAACAGUUGGGAAAUUAAUGUUAUGGAACAACUCCCGGAAUAUAUUAAACCACUCUACAACAUUCUCUUGAACGAGCUUACUGAAGUUGAAAAACAACUAUCUAGAGAGGGAAGAGCAGACAGGGUUUAUGCUUCAAAACAAGCAUUUCAAGAACUAGCUGGAGGUUACCUACAAGAGGCUGAGUGGAGAUAUCAUAGACACGUGCCAUCAUUCGAAGAGUAUUUGAGGAAUGGAUUAAUUACUUCUACGUAUGAUGUUUUCAUAAAAUCUUCUUUAAUGGUUAUGGGAGAUAUUGUUUGUGACAAGGCUUUGGCUUGGUAUGAAAGUCGUACAAAUAUUGAGGAAGCUGCAAAGUUACUAGGAAGAAUUUAUAAUGAUGUUACAACUUACCAGUUUGAGGGUGAAAGAGCACAACAAGUCGAAUCAGUGCAUACGUAUAUGAAGACUUUCGGGGUGCCAGAAAAUGUAGCUGUUAAUGAACUCAAGAAAAUGAUUGAAAAUAAUUGGAAAGAUAUCAACGAGGGAUGUCUUAAGCCAACUGAAGUUUCAAUGGAACUUCUUGCACCAAUUCUUAAUCUUUCUAGAAUGACUGAUACGAUAUAUAGGUACAAUGACAGGUUCACUUUUCCAGAAAACACAAUUGUGGAGUACGUUACGCUGUUAUUCAUAGAUUCUGUUCCAAAGUAUUAAUGAUCGAGUCAUUGUCAUUUCUUUAGCUUAUUCAUUGGCAACAAUUUGCUUAAUGAUUAAUAAUAAUAUGUUAAAUCUACAUCAAGCAGAUGUGGA